Molecule: messenger RNA, 2301 nt
Organism: Anisakis simplex (herring worm)
Lineage: Eukaryota; Metazoa; Nematoda; Chromadorea; Rhabditida; Anisakidae
Source: the annotation of a GenBank genome assembly
AUGGUUGGUGAGCCUUUACUGGGCAUGGAUCAACGUCCUCAGAUGUGCAAUGAGAAUGCCCGCUGUCCCGGACAGUACUUCUGCCAUAUCGGCUAUGAUGAGUACACCACCUUGUGCUGUCCUUCAGUCGGUGACCCGUGCAACUUACCGUUGGCCGUUGGUAGAGGAAGCCAUAGAAUCGUCAGAUGGUAUUAUAAUGCGUUAACACGACAGUGCGAACAGUUCUAUUACACAGGUCUCGGCGGUAACGAUAACAAUUUCUUGAUACGUGAGCAUUGCGAGAGCACUUGUCCUGUUUGGGUGAAUCCUUGCGUUGGUGGCAACCCAUUGGUACUUUCAAACGGUCAAGCGAAGUUGUGUACACCAUCCGAUGAGAGCACUUGUCCUGCGACGUAUUGGUGCCAUCCAGGACUGGAACCAUCAACAACGGUGUGCUGUCCAGGACAUUCAGAUCCAUGCACACUACCGAGAGCAGAAGGUGAAGGCAAUUACGCGCAAAUGCGAUGGUAUUUCAAUCAGAUUACUAGGCAGUGUGUUCAGUUUGCCUACAGAGGAUUGAAAGGAAACGCGAAUAAUUUUAUGUCACUCGACGACUGUGAGAAUGCUUGUCCUAUCUUUAUUGAUCCCUGCCCCCAGUCAUAUGCGACACUCACAAAUUCCAUCAGACAAAUCUAUCGGUGCUCUGUCAAUAAUCCACAGUGUCCAGCAUCACAGUGGUGUCACUUCGGAGGAGAUGCUGACACAACCGUCUGUUGUCCUAACGCUGGUAAUCCUUGUGCUCAAACCCCUAAAGCCGUUGGUAUUGGUAUUCUACGACUCGAGAGAUGGUCUUUCGACGCCAUUCAAAUGCAGUGCAUUCCGUUUGAUUAUCACGGUUUGAAAGGCAAUCAAAACAAUUUCCUCAGCAAGGAUGCUUGCGAACAGCAAUGCCCAGUAUUCGAGAAUCCGUGUCGAGUUGGAACUGCUUAUUUUGUUAACCAUCAACCAUAUGUAUGUGGGCCGAAAUCGCCUUGUCCUGAUAACUACUUCUGUCAUUUAGGUGCAGAGCAACAGUAUCACUGUUGUCCUUCUGAAGGUGGUGAUCCGUGUGGUCAGAGACCCUCACAAGGACAGGGACGUUAUAGCUUGCAGAGAUGGUAUUGGAAUGCUGCUACAAAGCAGUGCGUUCCAUUCGCAUAUCGAGGUCUGAAGGGCACACAAAAUAACUUCCUGACACAACAGGAUUGUGAAAAGACUUGUAAUGUGGUGCAGAACCCGUGUGCUCUUGGCAAUCCGCAAAUGACUCCUGAUGGCCAGCCAGUUGGGUGCAUGUACGGUCAAAGCGUGUGUGGGGCAUCUUAUUGGUGUCAUAUUGGUGCGACAGCUCAAACGACAGUUUGCUGCCCUGGGAGAGUGCAAGGCCAAGCAAUAUGCAAUCAACCGAUGACCAACGGUGCUGGUAAUGGGAAUCUUCAACGCUGGUACUUCGACCCUAACUCAAGGAAGUGUGUUCCGUUCAUAUACGGUGGCUACUUUGGUAAUCAAAACAACUUCCAGACCAUACAACAAUGCCAAAUGACAUGUCCAUCAUAUGUGAACGCUUGUCCAUCUGGAUCACCUCUAUUAGAGGCCAAUAAUUAUCCCCGACAAUGCCAAUUCGGUGUCGGUGCUUGCGGUGCGGAAUACUGGUGUCAUCUCGGCUUGGUACCGGCUGAGUAUCAGUGCUGUCCGGGUGAGCCAACAUAUCCUGCUGCAUGUCAAGGGCUACCGCCUGCGAUGGGUGUAAGAGAUCCACGAGCACCACCAGCCACUCGUUGGUACUAUAAUCAACAAACGAUGUCAUGCAAUCAGUUCCAGUAUAACGGUCUUAAGGGCAACCAGAACAACUUCUUGACCAAAUCUGAUUGUCUACGGACGUGUCGCGCCUAUGUGAACGUUUGUCCAUCUGGCACUCCACUGCUUGCGGGCAAUAAUCGCCCUCUACCAUGCCAAUUCGGCGCCGACGCUUGCGGUGACGGCUAUUGGUGCCACUUGGGCUUGGUACCAGCCGAGUAUCAGUGCUGUCCAGGUGAGCCAACGAAUCCAGCCGCAUGUCAGGGAAUGCCAUAUGCUGUGGGUGUCUCAGAUGGUCGAGCACCUCCAGCCACGCGUUGGUAUUACAAUCGACAAACAAUGACCUGCAAUACGUUCCAAUAUAACGGUCUCAAAGGCAACCAGAACAAUUUCUUGACAAAAGCCGAUUGUGAGCAAACCUGUCACGGUAAGCACUGCAUGUUAAUACUCCACUCCGCAUUCGAGUCACACCUUUGCGCAUUACUUUAA